Messenger RNA from Larimichthys crocea (large yellow croaker), 1181 nucleotides. Its product is annotated as vegetative cell wall protein gp1. The transcript has 2 exons. The coding region runs from base 1 to 747 and encodes 248 amino acids. The record is from RefSeq and is a predicted model, not a curated record. Lineage: Eukaryota; Metazoa; Chordata; Actinopteri; Sciaenidae.
AUGGUAGCCAUGCUGACCAGCAAAGCUUCCCCACACCAUCACACCUCCUCUUCGAUGCUUUACUAUGGGAACCACAGAUGCAGAUACCAUCCACUCACCUUUUCUGAGUCUCACAAAGACAUGGAGGUUAGAAACAAAGAUCUCAAAUUUGACAAAUCAGACCAAAGCGGUUCAUCAGUGAUUACCAGGGCCUCAACCCCUGAACCCCCAGCUAUCACUGAAGUGGUGAUCUCUGAAUGUGCUACUGCACACACUGUACCAGCCACGGAGCAUCCAAGCGCUGCUGCACGAACCCAAAGCCUUCCAGAAACCAGCAGCUGCACAACAACGGACACACAAAACCCGCUGCCCGUGGACUCACCUCCUCCUUUGACACCUCCUCUUCCCCCUCCACCUCCUCCUGCUGAAGACAACCCUGAGCUCCCACUCCUGUCACCUCCUGUCCUGCCUCCACCUUUACCAUCCAAACCUUUUUGUACCUCCAGUCCUCCUCUUCCUCCAGCCACGCCUCCCGCUGAGAGUCCCCAGCGUCCGACCACGCUUAAUCUAAAAACGCUGCCACGGACCGCCGUCAAAGAGAAUGGUGGCCCUCCACCUGUGGUGGACGAGGAUGAAGAUGAGAAGAAGAUGCUGGAGGAGGAUUUAAAGAAAUGCAUUGAGGACUUUAAAAAGAUACGUUUGCCCAGAGUGUUUCCGGAUCGCAAGAGGCACUGGCAAAGUGACUUACUGAAGAAGUACAAUGCAUAGAGCACUUUGCUGUCGCACCCUGGUGAACAAAUUGACAAGGUUUUUAUAACACUGGUGAGAACAUGUUGUGAGCUGUUUACUUAAACCUCUAAUGUUGUAGCUUUUGCAUGUCAACAGAACUAAAUUAUUGAAUAAAGUGUAGUGUUUUUAGGCAGAUCUAGCAAUCGCACAUGCACAAUUAAAACACUAAGAUUUCUCUUUGACCCAUCAUAGAAAAAACAUCCCCUUAGAGUUUAUUAGUGACUUCUUUUUCCACACAGUUAUUUGGAGACAUCACAAAAUACUUUGAAUCCUUUUCUUUUAAUUAUCUCAAAGAAAAAUAUAUGUAAUGUUGUUAAUUAGAGAUUUCUGCCCUGUUCUCUGUACCGAGUCCACUGAUCAAGCAACUGGAAAAUGUAAGAUAAGUGUGAAUUUUUAGGCGUUUGACCUUGCUG